Molecule: messenger RNA, 844 nt
Organism: Aspergillus nomiae NRRL 13137
Lineage: Eukaryota; Fungi; Ascomycota; Eurotiomycetes; Eurotiales; Aspergillaceae
Product: NuoB/complex I 20 kDa subunit family protein
Exons: 4
Coding region: 91-777 (228 amino acids)
Biological process (GO): electron transport coupled proton transport; mitochondrial respiratory chain complex I assembly; aerobic respiration
Molecular function (GO): 4 iron, 4 sulfur cluster binding; quinone binding; NADH dehydrogenase (ubiquinone) activity
Source: RefSeq, a predicted model, not a curated record
CAAGCGACAUUGAAGUCGUUGCAACAUCUUUUGGCACUCAACCCAAGGAUCUUCUGAAGGAGUCACAUAAUAAAGCCAGCUACAGCUGCCAUGCUUCCUCUAACUGCGCGCGCCCUUCCGGGCGCCCUUCAUGCACGACCACGCUUGGUCUCAUCGAUUCCUCGAAUCCAACUAGUUGCACGCUUGUCAACUACCCCCAACAAAUCGGCCACAGCGCUUGAGCAACAAGGACAUUCCGGCCAACCACUGACGGCCUCUGGAAAGAUACGGAAGGAGGUACCUCUGCCGAGCCAGGAGAAGAAAGAGGGUGCGAUGCAAUAUGUGCUGACUACCUUGGACCAAGUUGCUAACUGGGCACGUCAAAGCUCUCUUUGGCCUAUGACUUUUGGUCUCGCUUGCUGCGCUGUUGAGAUGAUGCAUCUGUCUACUCCGAGAUAUGAUCAAGAUCGCCUAGGAAUUAUCUUUCGAGCCUCUCCCCGCCAGUCAGAUGUCAUGAUCGUCGCUGGGACGUUAACGAACAAGAUGGCACCCGCUCUUAGGCAGGUUUAUGAUCAGAUGCCCGACCCACGUUGGGUCGUUAGCAUGGGCAGCUGCGCAAAUGGUGGUGGCUACUAUCAUUACAGCUACUCCGUUGUUCGUGGUUGCGAUAGAAUCGUGCCCGUUGAUGUUUAUGUUCCUGGAUGCCCACCGACCUCCGAGGCAUUGAUGUACGGAAUCUUCCAACUCCAGAAGAAGAUGAGGCACACCAGAAUCACGCGCAUGUGGUACCGGCGCUAAGUCUUUGGUUAUAUAUUCUAUCGUCCUAUUCGAGCUCAAGGGCCCAAUUAAGGUAGAUGUACAAUUA